Messenger RNA from Scedosporium apiospermum, 1530 nucleotides. RefSeq names its product Protein ssh-4. Bases 1 to 1530 code for a protein of 509 amino acids. The record is from RefSeq and is a predicted model, not a curated record. The transcript has 3 exons. NCBI's taxonomy places the organism in Eukaryota, Fungi, Ascomycota, Sordariomycetes, Microascales, Microascaceae. Gene Ontology annotation, molecular function: protein binding.
AUGGGUUCUUCAUCAUCCGACACCGUCGGUGUCAUCAUCGUCGGUCUACUAUCGGCUUUCGCCUCUGCCAUCCUUAUCGCCCUGGCCUUUGUUGCCCUCUAUCUAUACAGGUACCCGUCGCGCUCGGGGUGGCUAGACUUCCUCGGCAGGCCGGGAGAGUUUGACGAUGAGCAGGCCUUCUUAAGGGAGGAGGCUGAGGCCUUGGAGACGAUGGAUGAUAUGCAAAGGACAGAAUAUCUGAGAGCAAAAGCGUUUAUCAAUGCGAACCCUCCUGAAUCAGCCCAGACCGACAUCUCGCUCUCUCAAUACCUCGCGAUACAGGAAAAAGGCGUCUCGGCCUGGGAGUUUGAGCCCGAGCUCGAGAUUGCCAACUGCUUCGUCGAAGCCCGCACCGAGAUUGAGUUCUUCGAUUCGGAGUGUACGGUCAUGUGCAACCUCCCCGUUCCUAAGCAAAACGACGUAUACUAUUGGGAGGCCAAGAUUUACGACAAACCGGACAAUACCCUGCUCAGCAUUGGAAUGGCCACGAAGCCCUAUCCCCUCUUUAGGCUUCCAGGCUACCACAAGUGUUCCGCUGCCUACCUCUCCAGCGGCGUCCGUCGAUGCAACCAACCCUUCAAUCCUACAGCCUAUGGUCCCGAAAUCGUUCAAGGUGAUGUCGUAGGUGUCGGCUACCGUCCCCGCACCGGAACGAUAUUCUUCACCCGUAACGGCAAGAAGCUAGAUGACGUGGCACAUGGCCUCAAAACCCAAAACUUCUUCCCUGCAGUGGGAGCCAAUGGUCCAGCUAUCGUGCAUGUAAAUCUCGGCCAGUCUGGCUUCGUCUUCAUCGAGGCCAAUGUCAAGAAGUGGGGUCUUGCUCCUGUCACCGGCAGCCUCGCGCCUCCCCCUCCCUACGGCUCGGAGCAGGGUAGCAUUCUCCUCGAGUCAGGGUCCAAGGACGGAAAUUACAGCCCGGCCCCUGCGCGGUACCAGAGAGCCCAUGCUAAUACCCAUUCGGGCGUCCACCCGUACCGUGUCACCGCCGGCCACGUCCUCGGCUCGCAGCAUGCGAGGUCCAGGAGUGGCACCUUCCGUGUCCUACCUCCCACGAGCCCCGGCCCCGCCCGGAGCCCUACCGAUAUUUCACUCGCGCAAUUAGUACCUACUGAAGAGGCCGGUGAGCCGAGCGGAAACGUCACGACGCACCCGGCCACCGGCACUCGGGCCGAAGACGAGACUGUAGGUCUCGGCCUGCAAGAUGCGCUCAACCCGCCCCCGGACUACACCAGCCCCGAGAACUCCGUAUCCGGCAGUCGUCGCAGCAGCCUCGACAGCGAGAACACACCCUUAAUACAGAUUAUCAACAGGAGCCGGCAGAGCUCCCUAGCAACCUCGGGGGCUGCUAGUUCAGGGCGCCGUGCCUCGUCGGUACGGGGUCCCCAGCCUCCGAUUCCCAGCUACAGUGACGCCAUGAGAGAUAGCCCAGCACCAGAAACCCCCAGCGUGCAACGGAGUUCAAGCCCGUCUUCGGGCGAGCAGUCCGCGUGA